Messenger RNA from Rangifer tarandus platyrhynchus (Svalbard reindeer), 321 nucleotides. The record is from the annotation of a GenBank genome assembly. Lineage: Eukaryota; Metazoa; Chordata; Mammalia; Artiodactyla; Cervidae.
AUGUCCUUUGAUAAGGCCAUCUUGGCAACCCAGGGGCUUGGUUACAACAAAGCAGCAGUACCUGCCACCAGUGAUUCUUCCUCAAGUUCACAACAUUUGCUUAUCAAAUCAUCUGAGCUAAAAACAGUAGAUGUGCUUGGAAAGGUCUGGUCAAAAGCCAUUUCCUCAUAUUUCCCCUCCUACUCACCAAUGAGGCACAGCCAAGCCACCAUCAGGAGCCCCAGCAGGGGAUGGGUCUCUGAGCCCAUGCUGUCCCUGUAUGACCCAAGGGCCCCAGGGUGCUGCCCACAUCCCCACAUGUACAAUGUGGCUCUAGUGUAG